Molecule: messenger RNA, 16988 nt
Organism: Sitodiplosis mosellana (orange wheat blossom midge)
Lineage: Eukaryota; Metazoa; Arthropoda; Insecta; Diptera; Cecidomyiidae
Gene: HERC2
Product: probable E3 ubiquitin-protein ligase HERC2
Exons: 27
Coding region: 823-16050 (5075 amino acids)
Biological process (GO): protein ubiquitination
Molecular function (GO): metal ion binding; ubiquitin-protein transferase activity
Source: RefSeq, a predicted model, not a curated record
GCGUGCAUUGACAUACAAUAUGUCAUACAUCGGCUUGAAUAACAUUGGUGUUCGCCAUAUUCUUUUUUCUCUCUCUCCAGUUAAAGUAGUACACAAGUGACAGUGUUAGUUAAGUAGCCGUAGAGUUUGCAUCUGCAUUCUAAAAAUACCAAAGAGAAAAGGGCAAUUUUUUUCUUGCUUUGCUUACAUUGCAGCAACCAUUAUUCAUUUGAUUUUUUUUUUCUAGUUUCAAAUAUUUUUCACACAUUUUUCCAUGAUUUGAUUCAAUUUGUUUGUGGGAAAUUGACUGAAAUUUAAUAAAUUCAAUAGAUUUAUCACCACCGGAUUGGUGAAAUUGUUAAUUUUAUGAGCCAAAGGGAAAUAUAGUAUAUGUGUUUGGCGUUUGUGAAGAGAAAAAAAAAAUAGGACAGGGUGUGGAAUGAAUAGUGAAAAUGGCCAGCAAAUAAAUUUUCAUUUUCAUUUCUCUCCAUCGAAAAUGUAAAGAAACUGUAAAAAAAAAUGUGGAUGAUAGCAAUGAGUGUGAGUUUUGGUAUUGCGUCGUCAUUGAAUUGGAUGGCGAUGAGUUCGUAAUGUGAAAAAUCGAUUUGUGCCAUUUUCGCCAUUCGAUUGUUGUUGCUGUCGUCGUCAUUAUCGUCGAUGUUUGACACAUUUUUUAUCGAUUUAUGCAGCGCAAAUGCAUCGUAAACUACAAAUUUAGCUGUUGAAUCCCAUUGAGAAUAUAAAAGUCAAGUGCGUGUGUUGUAUUUUAUUGUUGUUGUUUCGAUUCACUAUCAUAUAAAAACUACGAAACAACCUAGAUCGCAGAAGAAAAAGAAAAUAAUCAUGGCAACAAUCACAGCAACAACUGACAUUCGACUACGGCCAUUACCGUAUCUGAACAGUAAAUGGCUUCGGGCGGAUUUAUUGGCAGCGCUACGUUCACCCGAGAAUUUGUCAAUUUUAUGGAAUAAUUUAAUCAAAGACAAUGAAUUGUAUUGUGAUAGCAGUGGCUCAAAUGUAAAUAGCAACAGUUCGAAUAGUGGGGCCUUUAAAUUGGAAGCAAAUAAUGCAGUGGGCAAUGUUUCGUACGCACUGCCAUCAAAUCGACGGUAUUAUUGUGGCGUUGAAAAAUUAACGUGCAGCUGUUGCACCGGAUAUUGUCGGCCCGAUGCGAACUGCUGUAAUUGCAUGUCGUGUCGUGUGCUUGAUGGCAGUGAACCGUUGCCAAAACGUUCGUCAUCAUCGGAUGGUGCAGAUGAAUCGGAAGCAAUACCAGCGUCCGAUUCAAUUCUUGACUCGUGGCUUUGGUGUCAAAUGCCAAGUGACCGUGACAAAAAGUUAUGCAUAAAAGCUUUGCUUGCGGAACAGCGUGAUCUAUCGCUACAAGCAGCUGGCCAUUCACUGUCGGCCGUUCAUUUGAAGCAGAGAAUUUUUGUAUAUCAUCGAUAUUUAGUGGCGCUGGCUCGUUCACAAAAAUCAUCACCAACAUCAAUCAAGAAUCCAAUGACUUCGCUGAGAAAACAAGCUAUACAAAAUGAACACAUUAAAAAGCUUGAACUACAGAAGUCACAAAGCACAGAGCAACAAAUCUUGAAUUUGCAACAGCAAAAGGCGAGUGCGUCAAUUGAAAAGGCUACAUUUGGUUUGGCUCGCGUUGGAACUCGCGCCGCUUUGAACUUCUCGUUUGCAUUUUUGCGGCGAGCCUGGCGAUCGGGCGAAGAUUGCGAACUAUGCAGUGAAUUACUGUCUGAAGCAUUGGAUGCAAUGCAAAGUCUUCCAGAAGCUUCGCUCUUCGAUUCCACACAAGUAUCUUCGUUGUGGUUGGAAGUGCUCGAGCGUUCAAUAAAAUUCCUACGACAAGUUGUAAACAAUGAUCUAAUCCUAAGCGGUUCAGUGCCGCGAACAGAUCGACACAUUGCACUUAGUCUGUUGCUUGAGCUAGAAUCACAAAAGGGUACAUUGAGCGCUUCGCUCGAGGCCAUUUUGCUGUUGAUGACUCUGUGGGAGAAGGAAAAAGACACGGACGACAAUCGAACGCAGCAAUUUUCACAAAAUAGCGGUGCACCGCUCAUACCAAUUCUACGGCGAUAUGAAUCCAUACAGUCUAAUAACCAGGAUAUCGUUACCAAUACCAAUGAAGGAUCGAUCGCACCGACUGAGUCGUUUUUGAGGUUCCUGAAAUUACCCGAUCAAGAAGCGGCCAGUAUUGAGUUGAAACAAGCGGCCGUUGUGAUUAUGAGCCAUUUGGAUCGAUUGGCAAAGCCACAUUUACCAACCUCAAACUACGUUACAAAGCAUACCAUUCAGAAUUCAGCAUCACCACAGCUCUUCACCUACGGAAUGAUCUUUUCGAAUAAUGACAACUUUGGAUUUUUAUCGGAUCCGGUGAAUACCGAAUUGCCAGUGUUUGGCGAAGCAUCUACUGGCUUGCAGCCACAUUUGGACAAUUUAUUGGAUUCAUUCCAAAAACCAAUAACAAUUGAAUGUGUUGUAUGUAGCGAAAAACAUAUGCUCCUUUUGACCACCGACGGCGAAGUGUUUGCAAUAAACACAAGUGAUUAUGUGAUAAAUGAAUCAACACCAAUGGUCAAGAAACCAAAUGAAUCGCAUGCAUUCAAAAGAAUCGAAGGAUUUGGAAAUUCACGUGUUCUAAAAUUGUCGGCUCACUAUGAGGGAAACCAUUUUCUGGCAUUGAAUGCGGAACACCAUGUGUUUUCGUGGGGAUGCGGUGAAAAUGGAAGACUUGGACUGAACGAUAAACAAUCAAGAGAUGAACCGACGAAAAUCACCGCGUUGGCCAAUAAAUUCAUCUCGAAAAUCUACUGUGGAUCGGCUUACAGUGCAGCACUUACCAUAUCGGGUGAUUUGUACACAUUUGGACGAGGAAAUUACGGUUGCUUGGGACAUGGCAAUUCAGAAGAUAAAUUAGAGCCCACUUUGGUGCAAGCAUUAAAAGACCACACAAUAGUCGAUGUGGCGCUUGGCACAAGCGAUGCACACACACUAUGUGUCACUGAUAUCGGAUUGGUGUUUGCCUUUGGAGACGGAGACUAUGGUAAAUUGGGUAAUGGCUCAUGUGUUGGCUGUGCGCUUCCCAUUCAAAUUGACGGACUGCCCAUGGUAUCACGAGUGUUCAUUGGAAACCAAUUUAGUGUGGCAUUAUCUUACGAUGGUCGUAUUUUUAGCUGGGGCAAACGGUAUGGUGGUCGCUUAGGCCACAGCACAACCGACUAUGGACAAAAUGCGAAAAUUGCCGCGGCUAUAAAAACGAUUGAAGGCCCGGCGGAAUAUUGCUAUAUACCGAAGAAAGUGUGCGCACUCGAGGGCAAACAAAUCAUUGACAUUGCUGUUGGUUCGUCACACUGCAUGGCACUAAGUAGCAAUAACGAACUGUUCGGAUGGGGACGUAAUGAUUUCCAACAGAUUUGCCAUCAUUCGGUUUGCAGAGACCCAAUAAUUUCCACUCCAAUUCUAACGACACCACCAUCGGUUCGAAUCAGCGGCAUCGCGUGCGGUUCAACAUACAGUAUCCUCUAUUGUAAUUCGUCUGUGAUUGCAAUCGAUACAAGAGUUCCUUAUGUCGUCGAUUUAAGUGAGUCAACGUUUAAAUUUCUAGAACAAUUAUUGGCAAUGGUUUGUUCGAAUAGUUGUGGUGGUGGCGGAGGCAACAACAACGCAUCGACAGAAGGAACGCGACAUCCACCGUCACAAGAAUUUGAGUGCAUUGCAGUCGGAUGUUUGAAUUUGUUGCGUCUUCAAUUCUAUUCACUCAUUUCAAAUGGAAUGUCACCGAAAUCAAUUGGUUUGGCCGAAGGCAGUCGAUUAUUGGUGAAUUUAAAGUCACGCGUUCUUCAACUAGCCGGCGGUUCGAAUAUUCUAAAAACCAUUCAAGAUUCAGCUCAACGGGCAUUACAAAUCGGAUGGAGUAUUCUGUUGCCAUCCGCGACCGAACGAGCACAAACGCUUACGUCAUUACUGCCAUCUGAACCGAGUAUCUCAACAUCGGGCCAUCGAUUUAUGACCGAUCUUUUAGUCAAUUCCCUAAUGGCAGACGAAGGCUUGCAAACAGCAUUGAAACAAGCAAUCAACACCGAACCCGAAGAGUGCUUGAAUAAUAGUCAAAAUCUUCCAUUACUUCAUCUGAUCAAACAGCUGUUGCGAAAUAAUUCGGCAUUGACACAGGCACGACUCUCACAAUUGCUCGUCGCCGGACCAGCAUACUACAAAACCGAUGAAGUUCUCACCAAAACACCCGAACAACUGUCACCUAGUCUCGAUUUAUUGCACCGUUUCCAACGACUUUUGUUGGCACACAUUCAUCAGUCGACAGACGAUGAUUGCAACGGAUCCGAAGCUCUCUUGGGAAAAUACGUGCAAAAUGUGGUAACGUUCUGUAUCACCACCCUAUCGAAAGCACAUGAAGUGGUUUCACAUUCAAAAGAAACCAAUAUCUCUGAAAUUCUGUCGGGAGACAUUUCGGACACGUUGCUGUAUGAAUUAUUGAUUGGUCUUGUGCUGUUGCAUCGCGAUAAAAGUGGAAUAGUUCUGCAAACAAUCGAUUGGAAUAAUACAUUUGUUCCAUUGCUUGGCGUACUAAAUGAACUGAAUCGGUUGGUUUGCGAAUCCGAAGUUCAAGAUAACGACAGUUUGGGCUGGCCGGGAAUUAUUUGCCGCGGUUCGUCGAAAGUAUCUCAAUGCAACGAAGAAUCAAUGCUGAUUCGACAGUCCGAUUUGGAAAACCAUAUUGCCGACAACGGCAAAUGGAUUGUUAUGAAUGGAUUCGUGUACGACAUUGACGAUUAUCAAUCCGAUUGUCCCUUAACAAAUGCGCUGUUGAUGAACAACAUUGGAAAGGAUUUGUCGGCUGAAAUGAACAAUCCACAACAUCGACCUGCUUUAGACUAUAUUUCGUCACAUUUGAGAAUCGGGAAAUUCUCAUGCAAUGACAACGAAGAGAAAAGCUCAACGCAUCAGUCGCUAGUCUUGACGCAUCUCGAUUCCGAGCGAACACUUUCGUUUCUGCUUGGAUUGCGUGCUACGUUGCUACAAAAAGCAUCUAAUCUUCAACCGGCCGAAAUUCAGUGCAAAAACCUGUUGAAUUCACCCAUCUUUAGUGGUGGCCUACAGAACUGUCUGCAGCCAUCCAAUCCGUUUGAUGAAGAAAAAGGAGAGGCCCGCAGUAGCACAUCGACAGCCGGAAGCACUCCAACUGAAUCCAGAAAUUUGACCGAUAUCUCGCAACCAAUUCAUUGGCCAAAUACGUUAAUAACACAUCGUAUAGACUCUUUGUUGAAUGGUUUGGGCGAGGGUCGUUUAACCGAUCCUUUAGUUUCAACUUGGAUAACAAUAACCGAACGCUUCUGCAAAGAGAACAAUUUGAUUUGGCAUCAAGAUUUUCCACCUGAGCAUCCAAUUUCCGAAUUGGAGCGUUUGCUAACGGCAAUUUUCAUAAGGCAUCAAAGCCUAGGUGCUUUGGUAUUGGCUGUCGUUGAUUGUGAAUUGAGCAGCAACAGUACAAUCGAUAAAUUGCCUGCACCAGUUGCCGAAAUCAUCAAACUGGUACAUCAAACCAAAUGGACACUGAUUAAAACGCGCCAGCAACUGAACCGAAGCUACAAAGAAGUGUGUGCGUCAAUGAUUGACAAGUGUCGAUUUUUGCUGUACGAAGUUCGGCCGGUAAUUAGUAUGGAGCAAUGUGCAUUCAAUCGAAUUAAAAUUCUGCAUCGAACACCACGAUUCAAGGCAUUUGUUCGUAAAAUUAUCAUCGACAUGCGAGAGUCAAAGAAGGUACUUGAAUGCGCUGCCAAACUGGAGGACAUUUUGAAUGUAACCAUUCAAAGUCAAACAGCAUCGUUCACAACAAAAGUGCAAUCGGUCGAAAAUUUAAGCGGAUUUUCGGUUCAAGCUGAUAAAACCAUGCAUUCGGAUUCGAGUGAAAUCCUUAAAUUUGUCGACGACGAUAGUCAAACAAUGGAUGCACAAAAUGAUGUGAUUAACAAUGAAAAACUGACAAAAGAUGGAAAAACCGUGGAUUUGAUAACGGAAAAGAAACCAACGUUGCCGCUACCACCACAAACCAUCGAAGAAAACAAUGAUGAAACCAAAGUUAUCGUUACAAAUGACACGGAAAAUAAUACAGCAGCUGCCGUCGCCGCCAGACGACAUACAACAAAGUCACAAUAUGCGAGUGAACAGAGUGAUGAACAGUUUAUCAACGAUGUGAUUACAAAAUUGAGUGAAAAGUGCAUUGUUACUAGAUUGGCCGAAGAAAACAAUUCGAAUAGUCAAUCGACGGCAAAUAGCAUCGAUGUUUCAAAAACCAUGGCGCUAAUUGUUGAUUUUGUGCUACAAGAUUCGUGCGACGUAGAAACUCUGCGUCGUGCCAUGUACUGUCAAGUGCAACGGUACAAGCUGCGAAAGCAGGGCAUUGACAUGUUUUCGCAAUUGUUGCGCGUCACCGACACUUUGGAUGCCGUUCAAUACAGCAUGCUGAGCGGUUAUCUGGGACUGUUCCUUGAUCGAAGCAAACAACACUUUUUGGAUAAUGUUCUAUGUGAUCUCAAUAUGAUUAGCAGCUUUCAAAAAGUGGAUCUGAUUUUAACGCAGGCAAAAAUUAUCGAAUGGGCCAUUUCUGAACUGCAAAAAUUUGUGAAUCAAGAUCAAAUUUUCGCAAAACAGAAAUGCCAUCCAAUUGCAUUGGGAAAAGAUACAUCAAAUGUAUUCUUGAAAAAAUUACCAAGAGCACGAUUUUUGCUCAGUGUGUUUGGUGUUUUGUCGAAAAAUAUCGGACCAAACGAAGUCAGCUUAAUCAUCAAUGCCGGUACAUUGGGUAGUAUUUUGAGUUUACUGCGACAAACUGGCAGCGAAAAUCCACCGGGCAAAACGUUAAAUGAAUUGUCAUACGUUUAUGAGGAUGCUAUUGUUAAGAAAUGUAACAAAGCCAACUUGACUGGACCGGAGCUAACGAAACUGAUGAAAAUCGGAACUCGUGUUGUGCGCGGCCAAGAUUGGAAGUGGGGCGAGCAAGAUGGACCGUCAGGAGAAGGCAGAAUAAUCAGUGAAGUCGGUGAUGAUGGUUGGGUUCGCGUUGAAUGGGACAAUGGCACGACCAACUCUUAUCGAAUGGGAAAAGAAGGCCAAUACGACUUGAAACUGGCCGACUGUGUUUCAUCGUCAAUCAUAUCGCCGGAUACGGAAACCGAAGAGGAUACUUCUUUAACCGAAAUGCAUCUAACUGGCAGCUCGCACCCAACGAAGCUGUUGAAAAAUGCGAGCAUGAAAAUGUUGAAAAUGAUAUCGGUCAGCAUCGCAUUGUAUGGCGAUAAAAUUGAAAAAUGCGCCCUGGCCAAUGUGAGUUCAAUGUUCCGAAUGUUACUUGCAUCCAAGUCAAGCAUUACAAACAUGGGCCUCCAGUAUUGGACGAUGUUAGGAUUUUUGAGAGCGAUAGCGCAACCAAAGCAGAUGUCAAAAUUAUUAACCACACCAACGUGGUUGAAUUUGUGCGUGGAUAUUUUGAAUAGUUCAAUAACCGACGAAAUGGAUGUUUACAAGAAAGUGCAUUGUGUGCGAUUGCUUCACGCCACUUUGAUUCACUGGGAUGAAAAUGAGAGUGAUUUGGUGGGUAAAUUCAUCGAACAGCUUUUCGAAUGCUUGGGAAGGAUUGUGUUGUUUUGCCCAAAUGAUUUGUCAAUUUUGCAUGCUUCGGUCGAUGUAAAAUCCCGUGUUUUAUUGAGUGCAUCGAAUUCCAGCACAAUAGCCGAAGAAAUGGUGUCACUUCUGCGCAAACUGCACACAUUGCCCGUUUGGAAUAACGCAAUCAGUUCGUAUCUCAGCCAAAAAUUGUGCAUCGCAGCUGAAUUUUUCACAGAGAGCACCGAUCAAGCACAGGGUCGUCAGUCAAUUGUGCGCCAUUCAACGGCCGAUUCAGAGAAAGCGUAUGUUUUGGCAGCUUUGGUGACAAUCGGCGGAUGUGAUCCCAGACCGAGAAUCGGAAUGAAUAUUUUGAACAGCGGAAAUGAUGGAACAAUCAUUGCGUUUACAACGAAAGGAAAGGUAGUAAUAAGCAGCAGCAGCUUUUCCGAUUCGACCAUUUCCACGGAAAAGAAGAAAAUUUCUGUGGCAACAGCUACAUCAUGUGCCAAUAUAAUGUCAUUCAAUAUGAAUCGAUUACCGUUGAAUGAGAUGCUCCUGAAUUCACUGACCGUUUUGCUGUAUGGACCCGGCGAAUGGAAACCGCAUUUAAAGGGCUCAAUCGAUGUGAACUUGUUGCGAAUGCAACAAAUCCAUUUGUCCACCCUGAAUUCAAUGGGUGUUUUAUUUAAAAAUCAAUCGUCGUUGCGUAAGAUACUGAGACAACGAGUGCCAGGUAUAUCGCGGUAUUCAUCCGAAGAAAGUUUGAACGAACAAGAAGCGAAUAUGAAUGUUCCGAUCAAAGUCGAAACGUCUUGUGAUGAUAAAAAUACCACACCAGAGCCUACAAUGCACUACAUGGGCUCGAAUGCGUCACAAAAUUCGGUUCAAAAUGACAACGACGAUAUCAACGACGAUGACGAUUUGGAUGACUUCAAAACCAGAGUCAUCAAUGAAUUGUUACUACAAAAUAUAUUGGCUCGUGCCAUUCAAAGCAAUCCAUUGAAAUCGAUCUAUUCAUAUGAUGAACUGUCGAUGGCCGCAUUGAAUCUAUCACAACAAUUGGCAAAUAAUUUGUACAUGGAAAAUAGCGUGCCGUAUUUCUCAGCUGUUGCUGGCUCAACAACAAAAAUGACCAAACCAAUAUUGGCACCACUUCAACCGACUUUGAUUCAUGGCGUUCCAUUUUAUAAUGAUGCGUUCCUAGACGAUAUGCAGUCGCCACUGAGUGAUCAAACGGGCAAUUUGGCUGCUGGUGGAGCAUCGAGAAGAAGUUCGGCCAACGCAAGGCGACCGCUUUCAUCCGAUGAAAUGAACAUUAACUUGGUUGUGCGAAUGGGAUUCAAUCGGCGAGCUGUUGAGCUGGCCGUGCGAACAUUGAAACAACAAGAUGUCGCUCCAGUUGUUGGUCGUACAGUCGAAUGGAUUAUUGACCACCCGGAAGAGUGUGCAAUUGCUAACUCACAUGACUCACGACUAACGGAAAAUGAUUCAGAAACGGAGAGCAUGUCUGAUGCAAUCGAAGCACUAUCGCUCAACGACACGAGCAUUACGAAUGAAAGGAAGUAUGCAACUCGAGAUGAUUUCGAAUCAUUGGACCAGUACGCUACAUACGUUCGCAGCAUUGUGGUUCCUGGAAUGAUUGUGCGUUGUUGCGAAGACUUUGAAGAAAUUCGCAAAGGUGAUAUUGGUACCGUUGAAAAAGUCGAACCGGAAGCACUGCAUGAUUUGAAUGUGUAUGUCGAUUGGAAAGUGUAUGGUACUGUUUAUUGGAUGCGAUUUGUGCAUAUUGAAUUGCUUGAACCAUCGUCGACAUCCAAUGAUCAAUUACCGCAUUGCAGCUCAUCGUCCAUUGAACCAACAAUCACGGUUGGCUCACACGUUCGCAUACAUCAAAAUGUUAUGACUCCGCGUUACAAAUGGGGAUCAGUUACACCUGGAAGCAUUGGCGUUGUUACCGCUAUCAAUGAAAAUGGUGAUGCCAGUGUGGAUUUUCCUACGCAAUUCAACUGGAGCGGAAUUAUCAGUGAAUUGGAGUUGGUGUGCCAGGGAAAUCCAGAGGCAAAUGAUUACUAUCAAAGUGGUGCACACGAAAUGCAAUCGGAAGGUGAUUUAAUUGAGGAUUGGUCUCGUGUCAUUCGUUCGUUGUGUGUUUCAUCGAAUGAAUCGUCAGCCAAAUACCUUUUGGAUCGUUCAACAAACUAUUGGCAAAGUUCAAGCACACAGAGGCAUUGGAUUCGAAUUGAAAUGCAUGAAAAUGUUCUCAUUCAUUCGCUCGCAAUAACCGUCAAUGGCUCCGAUUGUUCGCAUAUGCCGUCAUUGAUUGUAGUUCGAGCCGGAGAUACGGUUGAUUCCAUGAAAGACUACAGCUGGGUUUCAAUUAAACCGUCGGAUAUCAACGUUCAACUGCUUUCGGAUAUUCGACAGUAUUACAAAUGGAUCGAAAUUGUAAUCAAACAGUGCAGAAAUAACGGAAUACAGUGCAAAGUGCACGGUAUCAGCAUAAUUGGCCGUCAAAAACAAACCGAUCUCGAUUUAAUGUUGACAAAUGCAGCGUUCCUUGCAUCAGACAAUAUUAUCAACUGUGAACCAAGCUCAUCAACAUCAUACACGGGCCCAGAUGAACGAAACGUUGUCGAUCAAAAUCAAUGCAAAGUGUUUGUAUGGGGCUUAAACGAUAAAGAGCAAUUGGGUGGUCUGAAAGGAUCAAAAGUUAAGUGUCCAACAUUCUCAUCAACACUGACGCAAUUGAAACCCAUUCACAUUGCUGGCGGUUCAAAGUCUUUGUUUAUUGUGUCACAUGAUGGCAAAGUUUAUGCUUGUGGCGAAGGAACUAAUGGAAGGCUUGGAUUGGGUCACAACUAUAAUGUGUCAACACCUCGAAAAUUACCCGUUUUGAGCCAAUACGUUGUGAAGAAAGUCGCUGUUCAUUCGGGUGGCAAACAUGCAAUGGCACUCACACUGGAUGGACGCGCUUUCUCUUGGGGCGAAGGUGAAGAUGGAAAAUUAGGUCACAACAACCGAAUAACUCUCGAUAAACCAAAGCUAAUUGAAGCACUACGAUCAAAGAGAAUUCGCGAUAUUGCGUGUGGUUCGUCACAUUCGGCAGCCAUAACUGCUUCAGGAGAAUUGUACUGCUGGGGAUUGGGAGAGUAUGGCAGGCUGGGACAUGGUGAUAAUUUAACACAAUUGAAACCGAAGCUAGUUCAAGCGUUACUCGGACGCAGAGUUGUACAAGUUGCAUGUGGCAGCAGAGAUGCCCAAACAUUAGCGCUGACUGAAGAUGGAGUGGUGUAUUCUUGGGGUGAUGGAGAUUUUGGAAAGCUUGGAAGAGGUGGAUCUGAAGGUUGUUUUAUUCCGCAACCUAUUGAAAGACUCACGGACGUUGGUGUCAUUCAAAUUGAAUGUGGAGCACAGUUCAGUUUGGCAUUGACCAAAUUCGGUGAAAUUUGGACAUGGGGAAAGGGCGAUUAUUUCCGUUUAGGUCAUGGUUCAGACCAGCAUUUGAGAAAACCGACACCGAUUCAAGGACUACGCGGCAAAAAAGUUGUUCAUGUGGCUGUUGGAGCUCUUCAUUGCUUAGCAGUCACCGACACAGGAGAGGUAUUGGCUUGGGGUGACAAUGAUCACGGUCAACAAGGAACUGGCACGACUACUGUAAACAAGAAGCCUUGCUCUGUAAUUGGAUUGGAUACAUUUGUAAAUCGUGUAGCUUGUGGCAGUUCACAUUCAGUUGCAUGGAGUUUACCGCAAUGCUCAUCCGAAGAAAAUAAGCGAGAGCCAGUUCCGUUCUCGUCAUCAAAGGAUCCGCUCGGCAGCAAUGGCUUAGGAAUUUAUGACUCUGAGAAAACGUUUGCAGUCAAAUCAAAAUCACAAAGUCGACCAUCACUAUCGGAAACUUUGUUGUCGCUCGAGUCGUAUGGGGCAAGACAAGCAGCUUUGAGUCAUGUGCUGAAUGCGAUGAGCAUCAUUCAAGCACGUCAAUGUAUAAUCUCUGCGCUCUCAAGUCACACACAAAUCAGUGGUUGUAGUGAAAAAAUUGCUACCGAUAGCGAUGAGUAUUUCAAAGAUUUGGAGAAUUUGCGUGAUCAUGGAACCGCUGACGAUGCUCAGGCACUCGAAACAAUUGCGAACGGUGGAGGAGAAGGGCCAGCCGAUCAGCAAACAGCAUGCAAUGAUCUUUUAACACCUGACUUGAGCAUACACGAAGCGAUACCCUCAUCGAUUUUGCCGGCGAUGGCCGGUCCAUUGUCAGCCUUCCAGAGUUUGAACCAAUCAUUGAAUGGCUCCAUUUCCCUAUCGGCAUCGAUUUCAAGUUGCAACAAUGCGGCGCAACGCUCAAAAAUGUCGGCGAGUGCGAUGUCGGUGAUGGCCGCAACGAUCACACAACCAGACGAAGUGAUAAAUGACGAUAGCGUGUCUGGUUUGGAUGAUUUUACCACACUUUUGAGCGAAACAGAAGCAAAGAAUUUAGUCGAACUACUCAAGUUGAGUGUAAAUGGUCGCACUGAGCAAAUUACAUCGGCUCAAACCAUUGCAAACACACUGAUUGCCAUGGGAUUGAAUUCGUCAUCGAUUUGCGUUAUGAUUUUGGAAACUUGCAUCACAGAGCUUGAAGAUUUGUGCACUUCGCGCAACUUCUUAGGCAAAAUACCGCGACCAGUGGUUCAGGAAACAUCGCAUCCAUACAUCGAUAACAUAACACUCGUCGGCCAUGUGAGAAUGCCAAAAGCCGAAGCGUUGCGAUUGGAAUUCGAUCAACAAUGUUCAACUGAAAAACGAAAUGACCCGCUGAUCAUUAUGGAUGGAUCGGGCAGAGUGAUUGCAACACGCUCAGGGCGAGAUUUUUCGCAAUGGGCUCCCGAAAUUCGCAUUCCAGGUGAAGAAAUGAGAUGGAAAUUCUCCAGUGAUUCAUCAGUGAAUGGAUGGGGCUUCAAGUUUUGGGUACACGCAAUAAUGCCGCCCGCAUUCCUCCAGGAAAAUGGCUCAGAUCGUACCAUCUUAGCUCAGCCAUCAAUGGACCUUGUUAUUUCUCUGCUCGAUUCAAAUCUUGAACCUUCAAAUCCAAACAUCCUACUGCGAUUGGCGUCCGCACUUUCGGCAUGUGCACAAUUGAGCACGUUGACAACAAGCCAACGGAUUUGGGCCAUACGAAAGAUGCACCGUCUUUUAAUGUUGAAAUUAGCGCCAAAACCAUUAGAUCCAUCACUUAAUGUGUUUUUGACACCUUUAAUCGAUUGCUUAUUGAAGCAAUACGAAUUCGAAGAGUCACACGUUCGGUCUGGCAUUCAAUUGAUGCAUUCAGAUUAUUUGAAAACUCUGGCCGCUUUAGCAUGUGACAUGCAACUCGAUACGCUGCUAGUCAGUUCAGAUAUGCAAAAAUGGUCUUGGUUUAGACGCUACUGUUCAGCCGUUCGUGUUGCCCAAUCAAUCAUCUAUCGAACACCGUUGCCAGCUUCAUUUUGUGCCGAAGUUCGUAAGAAAAUCGUUGAAAUGAGCCCAACCACCCAAAUUCCACUGGCUAUGGACACAUCGAUUCAAUCGAUAGCGAGCAAUAAUUCAUCAAAUGCUCAAAUAUCAAGCAACUCAGCACCGGCUGUACUUGGUCCUCCACAACACAAUGCUGAAUCUAUACAUUCGGCAACAUCAAGUGAAGGUAAGAAAAAAAACAACUCAUUUAAGACGAAAAGAACAACAAUUCGUUUACUUUGUAAAUUUCACUUUGCAGAUACUCACGAAGGUCAAUUGCCGCUGUAUCUCGACCAUACAGUGUUCAAGCCACAACAUGAUCGACAGCUAUUGCAAUGGCUAAACAACAGACCGGAAGAUUGGUCAUUGAGCUGGGGCGGAGCGACUGUUAUCUAUGGAUGGGGUCACAAUCACCGCGGUCAACUCGGUGGUUUAGAAGGUGGUCGCAUCAAAAGUCCUACACCUUGUGAUUCGCUCAGCAUUUUGCGACCGAUUUGCAUUGCCGGCGGUGAACAAACUCUUUUUGUCGUUACGCCCGACGGAAAACUAUACGCAACGGGCUAUGGAGCAGGUGGCAGGCUAGGAAUCGGUGGCACCGAUUCGAUGACAUCACCUACUUUAGUUGAAUCUUUGCAACACGUUUUCAUAAAAAAGGUUGCCGUUAAUUCAGGUGGCAAACACUGUCUAGCUCUCACUGCCGAUGGAGAUGUGUUUGCUUGGGGUGAAGGUGAAGAGGGCAAGUUAGGCCAUGGCGAUCGUUUGAGCUACGAUAAACCAAAGUUGAUUGAGGCAUUGAGUGGCGUUAGUGUAAUUGAUAUUGCGUGUGGUAGUGCUCAUUCGGCUUGUAUAACAUCGUCUGGUAACUUGUUCACUUGGGGAAAAGGCCGCUAUGGUCGGCUUGGGCACGGAGAUUCUGAAGAUCAAUUGAAACCAAAGAUGGUCGAGGCGCUGAUUGGCUAUCGAGUCAUUGAUGUUGCGUGCGGAUCAGGUGAUGCGCAAACAUUGUGCAUAACGGACGACGAUAGUGUUUGGAGUUUUGGUGACGGAGACUAUGGAAAAUUGGGUCGUGGUGGCUCUGAAGGCUGUAAAUAUCCCAUUAAAAUUGACAGUCUAGUCGGUUUGGGUGUGGUCAAAGUUGAAUGUGGCUCACAGUUUUCCAUUGCAUUAACUCGAUCUGGUGCAGUUUACACUUGGGGAAAAGGUGAUUAUCAUAGACUAGGCCACGGUUCCGUCGAUCAUGUGCGAAGACCAAAGAAAGUAGCCGCGUUGCAAGGCAUCAAAAUUGUCUCCAUUGCAACUGGAUCUCUGCAUUGUGUUGCUUGCGAUGAUAUGGGAAGAGUGUUUUGCUGGGGCGACAACGAUGAAGGCCAACUUGGCGAUGGAACAAUCAGUGCAAUUCCACGACCACGAAUCGUGACGGCACUUCAAGGAAAAUACGUUGUAAAAGUGACAUGUGGUUCAGCGCAUACUUUGGCACUAUCAACGUCACAGAUACACGAUGCGAUGCGAUCUCCUCCGAAUCCACCGCUCGAGUACGAUUUUGUUCGUGAUUUACCACCGGAAUCGCUUUACGCUCGGCUCAUUCUACUCCAUCAUUUCUCGGAGCUAAUGUGCCCAUGUUUCACUCUGCUGCCGAUCGACGGUGAAGUUUCAUUGGCCGCACUAAAGGAUGUGCUUGUGUAUAGUAUCAAAGAAGCAGCUUUCAGAAAAGUCGUACAAACGACAAUGGUUCGCGACAAGCAACACGGUCCAGUAUUCGAGUUGAAUCGUAUUCAAGUGAAACGAUCUCGCAGCAAGGGUGGAUUUGCUGGCCCCGAUGGAAUGAAGAGCGUUUUCGGGCAAAUGGUUCAAAAAUUACCGCUGAUAAAUCAAGAAGCCCUUUACCUCCCGCAAAGAGUAUGGAAAGUAAAGUUUGUUGGUGAGAGUGUAGAUGAUUGCGGAGGUGGUUUCAGUGAGUCAAUUGCCGAAAUGUGUGACGAACUCCAGAACGGAAGCGUACCGCUGUUGAUUCAAACACCGAAUGGUCGUGGUGAAGCUGGAGCCAAUCGAGAUUGCUUCCUACUCGACCCAACAUUAGUGACCGUUUUGCAGAUGAAUAUGUUCCGAUUUUUGGGCGUUUUGAUGGGCAUUGCUGUACGCACUGGUUCACCGUUGAGUUUGAAUUUGGCCGAGCCGGUGUGGCGUCAACUAACUGGAGAAUCCCUUAGACCAUCCGAUUUGACCGAAGUUGAUCGAGAUUAUAUCACCAGUUUGAUUUGCAUCCGAGACAUGGAAGAUGAUCCGAAAGUGUUCCAUGCACUCGAUUUACCAUUCUCAACGCCAUCUGCCAAAGGUCACGACUGUCAACUGUCGACAAGGUAUACGAAGAUCACACCGCAAAACAAACAAGAAUACGUUCGCCUAGCGUUGAAUUAUCGAUUGGGAGAGUUCGAUGAGCAAGUUAAAGCGGUUCGCGAUGGAAUGUCAAAAGUCAUCCCGGUUCCUUUACUUUCGCUGUUUUCAGCUUCACAGUUGCAGGCAAUGGUGUGCGGCAGUCCCGAAAUUCCAUUGGGCUUACUAAAAUCGGUAGCUUCAUACAAGGGAGUCGAUGCAACAUCGUCUCUCGUUCAAUGGUUCUGGGAUGUGAUGGAAGAGUUUUCGAAUCAUGAGCGUUCAUUGUUCUUGCGCUUUGUGUGGGGCAGAACGCGAUUGCCACGCACGAUAGCCGAUUUCCGUGGUCGAGAUUUCGUGUUACAAGUGUUGGACAAAUAUCAACCACCCGAUCAUUUUCUUCCAGAGAGUUAUACUUGCUUCUUUUUGCUUAAAAUGCCACGUUAUUCCUGCAAGGCCGUUCUGCUGGAAAAACUAAAGUACGCCAUUUAUUUCUGCAAGAGUAUCGAUACGGAUGAAUAUGCCCGUGUAGCCAUGGUCGAUCCCACCGAGCCAACAGCCAGCGAAAGUGACAUUGAAUCGGAAGUUAGCGAAGAAAUGUAAACAGUCAAAUCUCAACAUUAGAAUAGUCAAUGAUUAGUUUCAUCAUCAAUCGCGUUCGAUUUUCAAUGUUUGUUCAAAGAAAUAGUAGACGUUCAUAGUGAAUUGAAAAAAAAAGCCGAACUUCAUGUCAUUCAGUAGUUACGAAAUUAUGUUUACAAAAUUAGUAGACACUUAGCCAAACAGUUUAAAAACCAAUUAUUAUUCUAAUUACUAAAAACAAACCAAAAAAGCAAAAGAAAAGAACUAUGCGAUUAUAACAAUUUGAACAAUUUAGAGAGUUCCAUUUGCUUAUUAGAUCAUUUUGUUCAGCGUAUAGAGCUCUACUAUAGAAUUGUAGUGAAAAAUCUGAUAUAAUUUCAGUUUAUUGAAGAAUUUGAAUCAAGCAAAAACGUUGCUUUUUUUUUGUUUUAUAAAUCGCCUUAUUAUAUCAAUAAUUUGGUUAUCAGCUGCUGAUAACUAUGCUUGCAUUCAAAAUGACAAAUGGAACAUGAGUUCCAAUCAAACAGCAAGUACCAAACUAUUUUUCUUAACCAUCAACUUGAUCUCCCAUGAUUUUUUUUUUCCCCCAAAUCGAAAACCAACUUUUUUAAAAAGAGAAUUACGAUAUCAGAUGGCAUAUGAUAAUGGAAUGUGAGAAAAAGAAAAAAGGUUACUUAUUUUAUAUGGACUUUGUUCGAAAAAUCCUCUCUAAAUGAGUGAAAUUCAUUUUUGUACGAAUUUACAUUCGAACUUUAUUUGCAAUCAAUUGCAAUACAAUAAAAUCAAAAAAAAAAUCCUUUAUAUGCAGAGAAGAGAAGUGAGAAAAGAAUAGAAUAAUAUAUAUAAUGGAAUCAUUUAAUCAUUUCCACUUUUCUUUCGAAUGAUUUUAUUUAUUUUUAUUCAAGCUUUUUGCAAAAAUAAAACAAAAACUCGCACUAAUUUUGCACAACAAUUUUAAA